UCAUGACAGUUUUAAUUUUUAGGACAUGAAUUAUAGUAUGUCACACACUCAUCGCAUAACUCAAGUAAGCUCACAUCAUGAAAAACACUGACAUGUAAUAGAUGUACUGAUUGAGUGAACGCUGAGAGAUUUGACUACAUGAGGCUGAAGCCUCUAAUGUCACUGAAGUUUCUGCAUGUUGUCCAUCCUCAUCAUUCACAUCCCAGCAUAGGAUAGCCUCACUUUUUGCAUGCCCUGACUCCUCCCCCUCCAUGCCUUUGGCUCCUCUUACCCCUGAAAUUCGCUUGCGAAAACUGGUUGAUGAGAGGGAAAACUUAAUAGAGCAGGUUAAGAGAUUGAAAGGUCAGCUUGAGCAGAAGAAACAGACGAAUGGUAUAGAGGACGCGUCCAGCCCAGAGGGAGAUGUGCUGGAGAACGGCACUGACUCCAACAUCAUGGAUGUACAGAGGGAUGCCAACAGACAAAUCAAUGACCUCAGAUUUAAGCUUGUCAAAUCAGAGCAAGAAGUCACAGCACAUGGACAGAAUGUCACAAGGCUCGAGGGUCAGGUGACCCGUUACAAAGCCGCAUCUGAAAACGCAGAGAAGGUGGAGGACGAACUCAAAGCUGAAAAACGCAAACUGCAGCGUGAGGUACAAUAG
Messenger RNA from Sinocyclocheilus rhinocerous, 641 nucleotides. RefSeq names its product leucine-rich repeat flightless-interacting protein 2-like. The transcript has 5 exons. Gene Ontology annotation, biological process: regulation of transcription by RNA polymerase II. The record is from RefSeq and is a predicted model, not a curated record. The coding region runs from base 252 to 641 and encodes 129 amino acids. NCBI's taxonomy places the organism in Eukaryota, Metazoa, Chordata, Actinopteri, Cypriniformes, Cyprinidae. Gene Ontology annotation, molecular function: RNA polymerase II cis-regulatory region sequence-specific DNA binding; DNA-binding transcription factor activity, RNA polymerase II-specific.